CGCCGUCAGGUCGGCGAUACUUGCGUCUUCCUCUCUCGCUCUCUCUCUCUCUUCCAUCCAACCUUAUACUCAUCCAUUAUAUUCGCUCUAUCUUUACCAACGCCCCUUCACACCAUCUACAGCCUUCUCGCACCUCGCACUCCCUCACCUACCGCCAUCCUUCUAUCCCAACCUAACCCGAUUCCAUGUCAUCUACCACCCCAGGUCCUCAUCCUUACACAACAUCAUAGCUCUGAGAUCACUUCGCACCACCUCAACUCUUUUACAAUCACCACUGCGCCCACUGCCGUGUCACACCCUCAACUCCUACUCAAAUCUUUCUUACCCUCGCACUCUCGCCUCGAUUUUUUCCUCCUGCCACUAUCAUGCAGAUCCUCUCCACUAUUCCUGCUUCUCCUCUUGCGCCGUUUUCCCACAUGUAGAACGCUCUUCUCAUGCCACAACUUCUGCUCUUGCCAUCGGUGCCACAUUCUCCGACAACAUGUCUGCACCAAUGUCUCACCAAAGGCCUCAACUGGCCCCCGGUGAUAUUCUCGUCGUCAUCCACGAUUUCGACGCUCGAGGUGAUGAUGAGUUGAAUCUCAGGAAAGCCGACCGCAUUCAGCUCAUGGAACUCGACGAUGGCUUUGGAGAUGGCUGGUAUCUGGGAAGACACCUUCGUCUCGGUACCACUGGCUUGUUUCCUGGAGGUAUCUCUUCUCCAUCACCUUUGCUCUGUCAACUCUCCAACUCCAGCACUAACUGCUCACCAGUCUACACCGCAAAACUUCCUCCAAACUUCACCCCGGUUGGAGCCACCUAUCCGGCGUCCCCGUCAUUUCCAUAUGCCCCUCGUCCAGACCAAAGUCUUGCGAAUGACCGUCCUCUACCCUCUUCACCCAUGACCGAUCAAACCAUCCAUCGACAGGCAACUUCUUCACCGACGUCCACCUCAAACGUCCGCCCUGCGCUUCCCCCCACCCCAACCUCUUUCACUCAACCAAUUCAACGGAGCAUCGGCCAAACUCUCGCCCAUGCCGAUGGUCGACAGGACUCCCCCGUCAUGAACGAAACACUAAGCGUCAUCGAUGAGCACAUCACUGAUCUGAGUACCCCCCGCCAGAGUUCUGCUGCUCCCCGCCUAAACACUGAGGACUCGGAGAGCGAUUACAGCAGUCAUCUCGAUCACACCACCCAUGCCUACAUUGUCGGCCCCGAGACCGACACCGAGGACACCACCACCACCCUCACAGAGGCAGACGUCAAACGAUGGAACCCCAGAGAAACGGCAGACCAUCUGAGGUCUCUCGGCGUGGAUGCCAGGCACUGUGACAUUUUUGAAGAGCAGGAGAUCACCGGCGAUGUGCUAUUAGAAAUGGACCAGUCCUUCAUCAACAUGAAAGAGUACGACUUCGGUCUGAUGGGUCGAAGACUCAAGACCUGGCACAAGAUUCGUGACUUGCAGCUCGAGGUUCGCGGCACAACCGACUCACGGAAACCUAGCGUCCAUCGAAAUCCUUCCUACCAAGAUCAGCCUCCUGUUCACACCAGAGCCCCCUCCAACACAACCAUCCUCCCCAAAAUCCCCAAUUUGAUGCAAGAGCCUGGACUGUCCCUCCGACAGAGUCAGCAUCCUCCACCAUCAUAUUCCCACCACGCCACUCCAGUACCCCCAUCUCCUCUCGAGGCCCCCUUGUCGCCCAACUCGCUGUCUCGUGCCAACGUGGUAACUGGCACCCCUCCCUCUCCUUUCAGGGCGUCAAUGGCUGCUGAUCAUUCCUCCCGGCCCUCGGCUGCCCUGGUUCGAGAGUUGACUCAUUCCCGCCGCCAUUCAUCUAUCGACUUUGCCAAGAACAUCACCUCAGACUUAUCUCCCGCCCCAGCAGGUCCGGCCCAUCAGAAAAUUCCCUCCCUUGAUCGAGACUGGUCUUUGAGCAAUGCCACGACUGCCGGUCCGGGAACGAGCACCCCUUCUCUGCGACUUCACACCGGCACGAAACAGCACAGUGUCGACCUGGCCCCUGAAUCUCCUCUUGAACCAGAAGGCUCUGGCAUUGAAUUGGAUCGAGGCUAUUUCAGUGGCAAUGAGGUGGACAAUCGCAAGAUUCGCAGUUACUUGCGCAGGCGCGAGGGCCCAGACAGUGCCGAUCACUCACGCCAGUCUUCCCUCAUGGAUGAGUCGGCCAAGCUCCCGGCCACGCGACACUCUCGUAUCAGCAGUGUCGACUCUUCCCGGGACAGGAUCACGCCAGGGUUGACUCCUGCGGCCAAGGCCUACCAUAGCAGAACGUACAAAGGAAGAGUGCGCUCAGCGAGCUCUAAAAGCCUUAGUUUACAACAGUCUCCCAUGGUGCAGUCACCCACAGUCACCAAUCUUGAAGAUGAGACCACCUCGGGGCUCUCGUCGCCUAGGAUCAAAAGUGGAGGUACAUCGCCAGCCAUGCCGCCUCCGAGGGCAUCAACCACCACCCAAAUGGCUAGAAAGUUUCUGGGUAUGCGAGCCGCGUCAGAGGCCGUUACCGGGAACGAAAAGGACGCUGCCCAUGCUUCCAAAGUUAUCUCCGAUCCCCUGGUGGAAUCGCCUGUCGCGUCUCCCAGCGGCUCCCAAACGCCCUCAGUCACUUCUCGGAGUCUCGAAGUCGAAAAUACCGAUAACUCGUCCAAGGGGACGCUGGAGCACCUCGCUGCGGCCGGACCUCUCCUUCACACCAAAGCUCCCACACGAACCAAGCCCAAGACCAAGCAACAAACGAGUGCGUAUAAACGCGGACUGUUGCACCUGUCCCCUGCUGAAGCGCGUCAACAUUGUGACUACCACGGCUGGAUGAAGAAGAAAUCAUCGGGACUGAUGGCCACGUGGAAACCACGACUGUUCAUCCUGCGAGGACGGCGGUUGUCGUACUACUACGCGGAAACAGAUACGGAGGAACGUGGCAUCAUUGAUAUUUCGGGCCACAAGGUCCUCGUGGCCAAUUCUGACCCCAUUAUUGCUUUGCAUGCGACGCUCACAGGGGCUUCCACGUCACUGUCACCGACUAUGGGAGUCAACGGAUCUCCUGCUGACAUGUCCCCCGACAUGACACGUUCUUCCAGUGGGGGAUCUCCGUUCUAUUUCAAACUCGUGCCACCCAAGGCAGGUUCAUCCCGUGCUGUGCAAUUCACCAGGCCGACUGUAUAUUACUUUCAAGUAGACAACAUCACGCAGGGGCGGAAAUGGAUGGGCGAGAUCAUGAAAGCGACCAUCGAGCAUGACCUGUCAAGUUAUGAGACGACAAAUCGACAAAAGACCAUCAGCUUAGCCAAGGCAAGAGCUCGAAAGGAAAGACCACCGGCCUUGAAAGGCACUGAAACGCCCGAGGCGACGCCCGAAGCGACGCCAGAGCUCUCUGAGUUGACCGAGAAGCCUCCUCUCGGCGACGACAUCAAACAAUCGGACACCAAACAAGAUGAAACGGGCCUCAACAUCCAGGGACUCGAAUUUGAUGACUCCAAGAUCGAUUUGCGGCUGGACCCAACUCGAGUGAGCAUUGGUCCACUGGACGGGCAGGCAGACGAACAAGGGAAAGCUGGAUCGUAGGGCGAAGACUGGCCGAGGAAAACACAUCUCACACAUAUAAAGACGGUUGCUUCUCUGACCCGAUAAUGUAAUGACGAUUCUUCACAGAGGGAUGGUAUACAGACUAUUUCAACCGAAGCAGAUAAAUGUACACAAAGAUUCGGUCCAUGUUGGAUGCAAUGGACUAUGAUGCUGGCGAUAGGUACUUAGUCACGUUUAGUGUUACUCUUCGGGCACUAUUUUAGUUAAAGGAAAGGUCCUUGGGCCGAAUUGCAAGCGUUGAUUUAGGUCUGGGGCUUGUGCUCUCAGGUCCCAUAGCC
Exophiala mesophila is the source of this 3855-nucleotide messenger RNA. RefSeq lists its product as uncharacterized. The transcript has a single exon. The record is from RefSeq and is a predicted model, not a curated record. Gene Ontology annotation, molecular function: protein binding. Gene Ontology annotation, biological process: actin cytoskeleton organization. NCBI's taxonomy places the organism in Eukaryota, Fungi, Ascomycota, Eurotiomycetes, Chaetothyriales, Herpotrichiellaceae. Bases 482 to 3556 code for a protein of 1024 amino acids. Gene Ontology annotation, cellular component: plasma membrane.